AUGGGUUACACCGAAAAGGACUGGUUGGCCAUCAACACGAUCCGUGUUCUUGCUGCCGAUGCUACCGCCAAGUCCAACUCUGGCCACCCUGGUGCGCCCAUGGGUAUGGCGCCGGUCGCCCACGUUCUCUUCAGCAAGUUCAUGAAGUUCAACCCCAAGAACCCCAACUGGCUGAACCGUGAUCGAUUCGUCCUCUCCAACGGCCACGGUUGCAUGCUUCAGUAUGCUCUCCUCCACCUGUUUGGCUAUGCCCUCUCCAUGGACGACAUCAAGGCCUUCCGCUCCAUUGACAGCAUCACUCCUGGCCACCCCGAGGCCCACGAUACCCCGGGUAUUGAGGUUACCACUGGUCCCCUCGGCCAGGGUAUCACCAAUGCUGUUGGUCUUGCCAUGGCCCAGGCUCAGACUGCCGCCACCUUCAACAAGGACGGUUUCCCCCUCGUUGACAACUACACAUACUGCUUCCUCGGCGAUGGUUGCUUGAUGGAGGGUGUCUCCAGCGAGGCCUCCUCGCUGGCUGGUCACCUCCAGCUCGGCAACCUGAUUGCCAUCUACGACGACAACCACAUCUCCAUUGACGGUGACACCAACUGCGCCUUCACUGAGGAUGUCGUCAAGCGUUACGAGUCGUACGGCUGGCACGUUGUGACCGUUGGCGAUGGUGACAACGACCUCGACAGCAUUGAGGCCGCCAUCAAGAAGGCCACCGAGGUCAAGGACAAGCCCUCUAUCAUCAAGCUCAAGACCACCAUCGGUUUCGGCUCCACCCAGCAGGGCACCCACGGUGUUCACGGUUCGCCCUUGAAGGCCGACGACAUCAAGCAGCUCAAGGAGAAGUUCGGCUUCAACCCUGAGGAGAGCUUCGCUGUCCCCCAGGAGGUCUACGAUGCCUACAACAAGGUUGCCUCCGCCGGCGCCGCCGCCGAGGAGAAGUGGAACAAGCUGUUCGCAGAGUACGCCUCCAAGUACAAGUCGGAGCAUGACGACCUGGCCCGCCGUCUGAAGGGUGAGCUGCCUGAGGGUUGGGAGAAGGCCCUCCCCGUCUACACCCCCGCCGACGCUGCCGUUGCCUCGCGAAAGCUGUCCGAGACCGUUCUCAACAAGAUCGCGGAUGUCGUUCCUGAGCUCAUUGGCGGUUCCGCCGAUCUGACUGGCUCCAACUUGACCCGGUGGAAGGGCGCUGUCGACUUCCAGCCCCCCUCCACCGGUCUGGGCGACUACUCUGGCCGAUACAUCCGAUACGGUGUCCGUGAGCACGGUAUGGGUGGUAUCAUGAACGGCCUUGCCGCCUACGGUACCCUCAUCCCCUUCGGUGGUACCUUCCUGAACUUUGUGUCGUACGCCGCCGGUGCUGUCCGUCUGUCCGCCCUGUCUCGGGUCCGCGCCAUCUGGGUUGCCACCCACGACUCGAUCGGUCUUGGAGAGGAUGGCCCCACCCACCAGCCUAUCGAGACUCUUGCACACUUCCGUGCUCUCCCCAACUGCAUGGUCUGGCGCCCCGCCGACGGCAACGAGACCAGUGCCGCUUACUACAUCGCUUUGACCUCCAAGCACACCCCCAGCAUCAUGGCUCUGUCCCGACAGAACCUGCCGCAACUCGAGGGUUCCACCAUCGACCGCGCUAUCAAGGGUGGUUACGUAUUGAGCGAGGUUGAGGGUGCCCAGAUCACCCUCGUCUCGACCGGUUCCGAGGUCUGCAUCUGCGUUGAUGCUGCCAAGGAGUUGGCUGAGAAGCACAACAUCAAGGCCCGUAUCGUUUCCAUUCCCUGCUUCGAGGUCUUCGAUGCCCAGAGCAAGGAGUACAGACUCAGCGUUCUCCCCGACGGCAUCCCCUCGCUGUCCGUUGAGGUCAUGAGCACCAUGGGUUGGGAGCGUUACACUCACGAGCAGUUCGGUCUCAACCGAUUCGGUGCCUCCGGUGCCUACAAGGAUAAGUUCGAGUUCACUCCUGAGGGCAUCUCCAAGAGAGCCGUUGCCACCAUUGACUUCUGGAAGUCCGUCCCUAACAUCCGCUCGCCUAUCAACAGAGCUUUCCAGCAGCUCAUCUAA
This is a messenger RNA of Neoarthrinium moseri, 2049 nucleotides long. RefSeq lists its product as uncharacterized. The coding region runs from base 1 to 2049 and encodes 682 amino acids. NCBI's taxonomy places the organism in Eukaryota, Fungi, Ascomycota, Sordariomycetes, Amphisphaeriales, Apiosporaceae. Gene Ontology annotation, biological process: pentose-phosphate shunt. The transcript has 6 exons. The record is from RefSeq and is a predicted model, not a curated record. Gene Ontology annotation, molecular function: transketolase activity. Gene Ontology annotation, cellular component: cytosol.